Leucoraja erinaceus (little skate) is the source of this 3326-nucleotide messenger RNA. RefSeq names its product G patch domain and ankyrin repeat-containing protein 1-like. The record is from RefSeq and is a predicted model, not a curated record. NCBI's taxonomy places the organism in Eukaryota, Metazoa, Chordata, Chondrichthyes, Rajiformes, Rajidae. Gene Ontology annotation, molecular function: protein binding; nucleic acid binding.
AGUUAGGGCUUUAUUCUUUGGAGCGCAGAAGGUUAAGGGGGGACUUGAUAGAGGUUUUUAAAAUGAUGAGAGGGAUAGACAGAGAUGACGUGGAAAAGCUUUUCCCACUGAGAGUAGGGAAGAUUCAAACAAGGGGACAUGACUUGAGAAUUAAGGGACUGAAGUUUAGGGGUAACAUGAGGGGGAACUUCUUUACUCAGAGAGUGGUAGCUGUGUGGAAUGAGCUUCCAGUGAAGGUGGUGGAGGCAGGUUCGUUUUUAUCAUUAAAAAUAAAUUGGAUAGUUAUAUGGAUGGGAAGGGAAUGGAGGGUUAUGGUCUGAGCGCAGGUUAUGGGACUAGGGGAGAUUAUGUGUUCGGCACGGACUAGAAGGGUCGAGAUGGCCUGUUUCCGUGCUGUAAUUGUUAUAUGGUUAUAUGGUUAUAAUAUUAAACCUAGCACCUUAAUUCCCACCAACCACACAGACAAUUCUGCAAAGGUUUUAAUAAGAGCCACAACGUGCUCGAGUAACUCAGCGGGUCAGGCAGCAUCUGUGUAGAACAUGGAUAGGUCACAUUUCACAGUGCUGGAGUAACUCAGCGGGUCAGGCAGCAUCUCUGGUAAACAUGGAUAGGUUGAGACCCUUCUUACUCAAAACAUUGCUUAUCCAUGUUCUCCAGAGGUGCUGUCUGGCCACAUAUUGUUACUCCAGUACUCUGUAUCUCAUUAUAAACCUACAUCUGCAAUUACUUGUAUCUCCUUUUAUUAAUAGCUGUCGUGUGAAGCUGAGCAAGCAGCGCCCAUCGUGCGUUAUGCUCAGGAGGAACGGUACUCACUGUCCACUUCGUCCAGGAUAAACUCAUCGGAGGUGAUGUCCCGUUCACCCAUCAGCAUCUCACCGCCCACUGCCUGCAUCCGCUGCCCCUACAACACAGAAAACGCCGGUAUCAUCGUACAAACUCCAAAAACCAACAGGUUUGUGCGUUAACGACUUCUGUAAAAAUUGUAAAUUGUCCCCAGUGUGUGUGGAUAGUGAUAGUGAGCGGGGAUCGCUGGUCGGCACGGACUCGCUGGGCCGAAGGGCCUGUUUCCGCGCUGUGUCUUUAAACUAAACUAAACCCAUGCUGGGAGUUCCACCCGACUAGCGCCAGGGGGGUUUAUGCUGGAUGGUGAUUUGGGGAAGAUUUCCACCAUGAUGUCUACAGGUGGGUAGUUUAUGGCCUCUGUGCCUUCAGUCUCCAUUAGAGGUUAAAGGUCGGCUGAGCAAGGCCAGUUCGUGCCUUGGGUUUGGCCAUUCAUGAUUGCUGCAACCAAAGAUCAUAUAAAGAUCCUCUGCUAUAUGAUCUUUGGCUGCAACUGUUCACGACGUUGCUGUCAGUGGCCCAACUUACACUGGUACCUCCCCCCCCUCCAUCACCACCGUCGUCAUCGCGGCCACUUCCGGGCAAUGGCGGACUACAACUCCCAGCAACCCCCGCGGCGCGGCCUAGCCCGGGACCCGCAGCCUGGACCUGGAGUUGAUCCGCAGCCCCCUGGGCCUGGAGUUGUGCUCUCUGCCGCUUGCGGCUGGAUUUCUGCUCCUUGCGGCGGGGCAGCGGCCUAGCCCCGGUCCCCACAGCCUGGGCCUGGAGUUGUACAGCCGGCCUUCUCCCUCUGCCUUGUCCCCCAGUCUAACCCAGGCCAACAGACCCACAAACAACAGCAGCCUCUCUUCCUCCUUCCCCCUGACCACAUCGCCCAUCGCUGCUGUGGAGCAAGGAUCUGCCUUUGUUGCUUCACACUGAAGACAGUCACUAAAUCCUGCAGUUACUCAGCGGGUCGAGCAGCAUCUGUGGAGAGGAAGGAAUAGGUGACGUUGCAGGCCGAGACCCUUCUCCAGAGACACCUUGAGGCCUAAGGGAACUCCAGCAGUGGAUAUAAUCCUCUCAGGAAUGAACUCCAAGCCAUUGACUCCUUGCAGAGACCAGAGGAAUUAUUAUGUGUGGGGUGAAAGACCAAGAGCAUUGAUGCUUGUUUUAUUUCUGCUCUGAAGCUGUGCGCUGGCACCAUCGAGACAGGCUGCUCAGUUGGGAUAUUGUUGACCGAGGUACAGUGAAAAGCUUCUGUUUGCAAUGAGCUGCCGGCAGCUGAUCAGCUUCACCCGGGCGGUGGAGGAUGGAGACGCUUGGAGGGACGGUGAACGGCGUGUGCCCUGCUCUCCCCUCCCCAGGGGGGGAGGUUUGGAUGGGGAGCAGGCCAGGAGCUUCUAUGAGAGCGUCCUUGCUUCCAGCAGCCAGGCCAGCACCAGCAGCCGGGCCAGCACCAACUCCAGUGCAGUCCGUAAACACAAGGCCGAGUGGAGGGGAGUGCGGGCAGGUGGCCCCAGCGGGCAUCAGGUCGAGGGAGGGCAGAGGAACGGGCAUCUGCUGCUGAAAUCUGCUCAGAACGGGGACCUCAAAAUGCUUCGGAGGUUGCUGGAGACAGGAGUGAGCGAUAUAAACUUCCGGGACAGUUACUACUGGACUGCCACCAUGUGUGCAGCGUACAGUGGGCAGCUGGAAGCAGUGAGAUACUUGCUGAGUCUUGGAGCUGCAUGGGUCGGAGUGUGUGACUGCACGGGACGCGAUGCUCUGGAUUUGGCCCGACAGGCUGGACAUGCAGAAAUUGUCACCACUCUGGAGGAAUAUCACACUCCAGAGGAACAAGAAGACCGCAGGGAGCGGCCGGAGGAGGGAAGGAGGAAGCUGUGCCAGGUUUGCGAGCUGGAAUACCGAGAGGACAGCGUGCAGCAACAUGAGAGAUCCACCCUGCACCUUGUGAGCAAAGGCAAUACUCCAGCACCCACACAUUACUCCAUCCCCGACACCAACGUGGGCUUCCGCAUGAUGCUGCGGGAGGGCUGGGACCGGGAGAGGGGCCUGGGCCCCUGCGGGAAGGGCCGCAAGUUCCCCGUCAGCACCGUGCUGAAGAGGGACCAGCGGGGGCUGGGCUUCCAGAGGGGCCCACGGCCCAAGGUCACUCACUUCCAGGCCCACGACCCCGAGGCGGUGCAGCAGCCGCGCGGCGCUCCUGGCCGCGUCCACAGGGUGGCGACUGUGAGCCGCAGGGAGGAGCGGCGCAGGGAGGCCAGGGGCAGGGAGUGGGAGAGGGAUCUCAGAGUCUACAUGGACCUGUAGGUGACCAGAUACCUCUCCAACGGACUGAUCCAUCCUCCAGCACCUCCCCACUGCUCUCACACCUCCCCACACCUCUCCCACUGCUCUCCCUCCUCUCUCUCCAAUCCCCACACCUCUCCCACUGCUCUCCCUCCUCUCUCUCCAAUCUCCACCCCUCCCCUCAUACCCCACCCACACCACUCCUCUCCCACCCC